AUGCCUAGAAAAUAUGGAUUUGAAUACGGAAAGGGCGUAAUCUUAGCUAAGAAGUUGGCUGAGUUUGUGUCUUACAUGGGACACGAGGUGAGACAGAUAGAGAGCAAGCCAUCUGAGCCAUGUCGCACUGCAUUAAUUUUUGUAGUGUUAACAAAUCAUCUCUGCCAUAUACUAGACUAUGCGUCUCAGAAUGUGGAGCUUCCUAGUUGGAACAAGUGUGAAGAGAACAACAGGGUGGUCAGGGGAGAGUGGGGGCAGCAUCUACUAUUACUGAAGGCCAUUGGUGCUUUGGGUCCUGAACUUACAGAAAUUGUUUCACAUAUUAUGGAGAAACAAAAGAAACCUCUGGACUUAUUAAUUCUGAAGUCUGCUAGAAGUGAUGGGCACAAAUGGAUUCUUGUGAAGUGCAACCACUUGAUUUCUUUAGAAUCAAGGCUACAUCUGACAUUCAUGCUGCUUCCUGGGCUGGGAACUCAAUACAAUCCUCUGAAUCCGGAUGGAAUAGUAAUCGACAGGGAUCGUUUGCUCGAAGAUUCUUUCACACAAGUAGCUCAUCUUAAUGUUCAACAAUUGCUGUCUGCUUGUACAGAGGACCUUCGCAGAGUUUUUCCAAGCCCAACAUCAAAUAGCACAGCGCAGCUUCACCGUUUCAAAUUCUUUGGAAGGUUAAUUGUCUUAGCAUUUAUGCACAAUGUGCAAGUUGGUAUCGUAUUCGAUCGCACAUUUUUCCUGCAACUGUCUGGAAAGCCUGUUUCUUGGGAAGAUGUUAGAGACGCUGAUCCAAAGGUUUACAAGAUCUGCAAGGAAAUUCUAGAAGCGGACGCUGAAGGAGUGGAAAAAAUGUUCUUGACAUUUACCUACGGUUUGCGCAGGCCAGGAUCUACUGCUACUGAAAUUUCUGAUCUCAGUCCAGUAGGAGCGGACAAAGAUGUCAAUAUCCAGAAUCGACAAGAAUACGUUGAUCUCUACAUACAACAUCCUUUUGUGAACUUGGUCUCAGCUCAAAUUGAGGCCUUCAAAAUGGAUUUUCAGAAAUACUUGCUCAUCAGAAGGUGGCCAGAUCAGCAACGAAGGAAUCUCCUCUACUUCUGGACAUCAGUGAGAUACCUACCGGCUGGAGGUUUUGGUGCACUAAAGUCUAAAUUGCAGAUUGUCAAAAGAGUAACCCCCGGAUAUCCUACAUCGGCUACAUGCUUCUACAGGUUAAACCUGCAAGGUUCUGAAUCUGAAGAUCUGAUUGAAAAGCAACUUGAAGAUAUCAGCUCAGAUCUCAUUGCAUCAGGCAGGUUUUAUAAUAGGUGA
Papaver somniferum (opium poppy) is the source of this 1302-nucleotide messenger RNA. Its product is annotated as E3 ubiquitin-protein ligase UPL5-like. The record is from RefSeq and is a predicted model, not a curated record. Gene Ontology annotation, biological process: positive regulation of protein catabolic process; proteasome-mediated ubiquitin-dependent protein catabolic process; protein polyubiquitination. The coding region runs from base 1 to 1302 and encodes 433 amino acids. NCBI's taxonomy places the organism in Eukaryota, Viridiplantae, Streptophyta, Magnoliopsida, Ranunculales, Papaveraceae. Gene Ontology annotation, molecular function: ubiquitin-protein transferase activity. The transcript has 4 exons.